AUCGGAUUGAGCUCUGAUGACCAUUGGCACUCUGCCACUCUCCUCAUAAGGAAUUAUGACCAUUUUGUUUGCGCUAUUCAUCCAUGUGAUCAUGGCCGGUGCUGUGAUUGUUGACGCUUCUAUAGAGAAGUGAAAGCCAGAGGACUUUCUCUCCUCAACGAUAUGAUCAAAAGGCAAGUGAGUGAAAUGCUUCUGCCUAAUAAUAAAAGGUGGUAGGACCACACCGUGCCAUAAUUAGGAAGGCAUUCGUCUCGAGUCGCGUCCCCCAAUUUCGCCACGACGACGAACCCUAUAUUUGGCCUCCCUACCAAGACAGCUUCUAGGGAACGCGAGAAAGCUGCUAUGACAACUUUCUUUCACUUUUGACUUGACGGCAAAUCAAGGAGAGAACACAAGUGGCGGAGAAAAUUGAUGCUAGACCAAUACCAGAUUGAUAAUAAGACCAAAGAGAUUUUUCCCCCAUGAAAAAGGACGAAACACUGGAUUGGUCUGGCAAAUGUCGUGUUGAUGAUUGCCGUGGCUUUAGUUAUCGUGGCGUACGCCCAGGAGGCUGUUGAUGAAGAUUUGGAGCUGGCCGAGACCAAAGGAAAGAAACACACCCGUCACAUCCAGCCUAAUAACAGACCUUCCCCACAACGAUUUAGACCGCUUAUUCCAGCCGGUGGUCUAAAAGGACGUGGUAGAUCUGACAGCAGUGAAAACGGCGGCUCGAACGGAGGCGACGAGUACGAUGCCAAUAAUGACGGAUACAUAAUCAUUUCGUACGGAGGAAGACUAGGAAAAGGGAAGAAAGGUCAACGUUACGGAAACAAAUAUGGGAGUGAUUACAGUGUUGAAUAUGUCGGAAAUGUGUACGGAUACGAGGACGAUCAUGGUUCCCAGCAUGGAGGAUUUUACGAUGACGGAUACAACACUGAACAGGAUCACUUUAAAGGAAGCAGCGGUGCAGGUGAUGGAAAUGGUGAAAGCACCGGAUCAAAAGGUAACAGCGAAUCAACGGGCGGCUCUGCAGCUGAUGGUGGAGUCGUCGGUGGAAGUGACGUAACAAGCAGUAAAGGGCAAGGAUCCACGGGUAACAGUGGGUCCAUCAGCGAAUUAGCUGUGGCCGACGGAGGAUCCAAAGGCAACAGUGGAACCACGAGCGAUGCAGCUGUGACCAGCAGCGGAGACGCAAUGGGCGGAAAAGGAUCAAAGGGGGAAUCCAUGGUCGGUUCCACUUUGAGUGGUGGAGACGCCAUGAGAGAAGAAGGAACUAUGGGUGAAACUGGAUCCAAAGGCACCGGUGAAUCCAUGGGAGAAGGACCAACAGACGCCGGAACAGUGAGUGAAAUGGGCGACAUGAAAGAAGGAGAAAUGGGUGAAAUGGACAACGUCAAAGAAGGAGAAAUGGGUGAAAUGGGCGACGUCAAAAAAGGAGAAAUGGGCGAUACGGAAUCUGAGAUGGAAGUAUCAAAAGGUGAAUCCAUGGGAGAAGUCGAAACAGAUGUGGGAGACGCACCCGGAGACGAAGAAUUAAAGGGUGUGGACGGAUCCAUGGCAAAUGGCGAAGGUGCCGGUGGUGAUGACGAAAAAUCCAACAGCGGGAAAAGCAGUAGCGAAAUGGUCAACACUGGCACAAAGGACAGUGUUGAAGUAGGAGGAAGCGCUGAAGAUAGUGAAUACAUCUUAGAGGUUGUCCUAUCCGAAGACGAUGAACUGGAAGAAGAUGCAUCUAACAAAGGAAGUGUAUUAGAUGAAACUAUCACCAAAGAUAGCCCAGCUAUGGCCGGAAAAACGUCAUCCGUUACCAUGGAAAAGGAGAAGGUGACUGAAGGCAGUACCUCAGGUUCGGCUGCCACUGUCAUCUCAUCCGCAAUGAGCGGUAAAGAGAUGAGCCUUGCCAUUGACGAAAUGCUCAAAAUGGCUCAGAUGAUCAAAAUUGACGAGAUGAUCAAAAACGGAGAAAUGUCAAAAGUUGACGAAAUGCUCAAAAACGCAGAAAUGAUGAAACCUGAAGUAACUAAAGAAAUCAUGUCUUCUGUAACUAAUAUGGAGAAAGAGAUUAAGGAAACCUUGUCUUCUGUUACCAUGGAGAAGGAGAAUAAGGAAACAAUGUCUUCUGUUGCUAUGGAAACGAAUAAGGAAACAACGUCUUCUGUUGCUAUGGAGACGACAGAGACUAAGACUUCCGGAGACGGCGCUUCUAGCAGCACUGCCGGAAGUAUGGGUCAAAGAAGAAUAGGAAGAAACGGAAGUGGUACCCCAAGACCUGGCCAACCGGCAAGUGGGGAUCGAAGAUCAAUAACGGCAGGAAAAGUAACUCCGGUAACUUCGACAAACAGAGUACAGCAAGCAAAGGGAUCUGUUAGCAGCAAAACCACCAGAAGUUCUUCCGGAAGCAGCCCAAAGCCAUCAAAUUUGCCAGUCAACGUCCGCAACGCUGGAUCACCUAGGAGUAAACCAGACAACAACCAACGGAAACUCAUUCCACCAAGAAACAAUUCAGAAGUGAAUGGGAAUGGCAACAGAAGACCAUCGGGAAUAAACACGGGCAAAGUGAGCAGUGUUCCUGUGAACAGUGCGAAGAAAUUAAACGUCACCCUCGUGCCCACCAGUAAACCAGUUAGAAGUUCAAUCGCAAGCGUCGACAAAGAGCCAAAAAUAUUGCCAGGAAACGGCGAAAAGGUUACCAGCGGAGGAAAGAGCCCCAUCAGAAGUAAUGAGCCAAUCAUCAGUAGUGUUCAAAAUGGCACAAUCGUCACAUCUACAAGCAGUGUGGAUGGAGAAAGAAGAUUCUUAAACAUGGGCAACUGGAGAAAGCAAGAAAAGGGGGCUGCCAGUGGUAAAUCUGCCAGGAGCCCUUCCGGCGCAAGCAGUGGCACCAGAGGCAAACCAGGACCUGGAAAUGGCGAAAAGGUCAUCAACCGUGGAAUAAAAGCUAUCCAGUCCAAACCCGCUCAGCUCAUGAAACCACCGUCAAAACUAAAAGCGAAUCCAAUGAUGGGAGACACUAGACCUACUUUUUUCACCGAGAGCCGUCUGAAAGGCGAAACGACAACUGAAAAAUCCAUCCGCACUGAAUUGGGCGGUAGGCCAUCGAAAAACAGCGUCAAAGAAAAGAGAGGAAUUCCCAGCAGUGCACCAGACAACAGCAAAGCAGUCAGCAACACUUCAGCCGGUAACAAAGGAGAAAAGGGUGGCAGAGGAUCUGACAGAAGUAAAGGCAACGGUAAAAAAGAAAUUGUUAGCAGCAGUACAACAGAGUCACCUGUGACUGGAGACGAUGGUAACGCGGGAUCGGUUACUGGAGAGAAACACAACAGUGGGUUCGUCAGGAACGCAUCUCCACUCAGUAUUGUUCGCUAUUUACGAAAAGGUAUUGGCCGAUAUCUUUAAUUGGUAAUGAUUAUUUUCAUGAAAUCUCCCGGCUGCUGCAAACGGCGGAAUAAUAUGUGCCCCUGUUACAUUAUCCUAGGUUUUUAUUGUUUUCUUAUGUACUUUGUUUAACUUGUUACAAUGCAUUGCAUGGUACUGUGUGCCGUCCAGUGAGUUUAUGUUAGAAAAUAUAACGCAGCUGUUACAAUUUUA
Molecule: messenger RNA, 3567 nt
Organism: Daphnia pulicaria
Lineage: Eukaryota; Metazoa; Arthropoda; Branchiopoda; Diplostraca; Daphniidae
Product: flocculation protein FLO11-like
Exons: 8
Coding region: 508-3375 (955 amino acids)
Source: RefSeq, a predicted model, not a curated record